Messenger RNA from Arthroderma uncinatum, 1572 nucleotides. RefSeq lists its product as uncharacterized. NCBI's taxonomy places the organism in Eukaryota, Fungi, Ascomycota, Eurotiomycetes, Onygenales, Arthrodermataceae. The coding region runs from base 1 to 1572 and encodes 523 amino acids. The record is from RefSeq and is a predicted model, not a curated record. The transcript has a single exon.
AUGUGCGAUGUCGAGAGUUACAUAUACAUGCCACUGUUGGAAGAAACAGGAUACAUGUCCAAGCAUAAAUACGCCUAUGGCGAGGAGCUUCGGGAGCAGGCGAACCGUGUUGCGCGGCAAUGGUCUUUGGACGGCCGAGCCAUGUUCCGUACCGUCAUCAGUCAAUGCACCUGGGAUGACAACACCGCCGGGUGGACUGUCAAAAUGACCCAAAAAGCCUUCUCGGGAGAGACAACAACGGCGAGUGUGCGCGCCGACUUUGUCAUGUUGGUGCCAGGACUGCUCAACCGUCCGAAGCUGCCAAAACUCCCUGGCUGGGGAAAUUUCCAGGGUCCGAGCUUCAUGACUUCACGCUGGGACUACAAUGUCACGGGCGGGAGCCAAGAAGCGCCAGAGAUGAGCAAACUGCAGGAUAAGAGGGUUGGCAUCAUAGGCACCGGGGCCUCUGCUGUCCAAGCGGUGCCACACCUGGCCAGGUGGAGCAAAGAACUGCUAGUAUUUCAAAGAACGCCGGCAUCGGUUGACGUUCGAGCCCAGAAGGCAACUGAUGAGAAGGAGUGGAAGCAGAAGAUCUCUACGGGACCCGGUUGGCAGAUGGCUCGAAGUCGGAACUUUGCAUCCUUCCUAGCCAACACGCAGCCACCGGAGCCUGUGGACCUAGUAUCGGAUAGUUGGACAAGCUUUCCCUCUUUCAGCGUUCUGACGGGUGGAGCCAAAACAAUAGGCAUAGAUGAGAUUCCUGAUCACGCCGCCAACUUGCAUCGGUUGGACAUGCCGCGCGCGGAGAGGAUCCGAGCAAGGGUUGACGAGCUUGUUCACGACCAAGAGGUCGCCGAGAAGCUCAAGGCGUGGUACCCAGGGUGGUGUAAGCGGCCGGCGUUCCACGACGAGUACCUCCAAGUUUUCAAUCUGCCCAACGUCAAACUCGUGGAUACGAAUGGGAAGGGCGUUGAGAGAUUGACUGACACUGGCGUCAUGGCAAAUGGCAGAACGUAUGACGUGGAUGUGCUCAUCUGGUCAACAGGGUUCGAGCAGGGUGUGCUCGGCAGCCCAGGAGCUCGGUGUGGCGUCAAAGUCAUAGGGCGAGCCGGCUUGGACAUGGAGUACAAAUGGUCCAAGGGAGUAGCCACAUUACAUGCCAUCUGCACAAACGGCUUCCCUAACAUGUUCUUCGCGAGCGCUAACCAAGCAGGUGCAUCGCCUAACUAUACACCUACUCUGGAAACCUUUGCCCGGCACAUUGCUAAGAUCAUCUCUGAAAGUACUCGGCGGAUUGGCAAGGCCCAGCCGACUGCCAAGGCGGUCAUUGAGGCGACGCAAGAGGCAGAGCAAGACUGGUCCAGGCGCGUCAUGGUUGGGGCACCGACCCUAGCGCCCAUGGCCGGAUGCACGCCUUCGUACUACAACGCCGAAGGAUCUUUGGAUAACAUGUCAAGAGAAGAACAGAUGCUUGCGGCGCCGGCAGGGCCCUGGCCGGCAGGGCUGAACAAUUUCAUGGAUGUCCUGGAGGAAUGGAGGAGCCGGGAUGGCGAGCUAGAAGGGUUGCACGUGUCAGGGGUACAGGUAGACUAG